UUGCUUCUUGUUGGUUAGGACUUUGUACAAGUACAGAGAUGGUGCUGACUAAGCGCCGGAAAAGACUUUUAUUGCUAAAAAUGAAAGUUCUUAUCAUCCAAAAACGCCUGGAAGAAGAACGCCGGCGCAGAUGGUGGGUCCGACCCUCGUGGAGAACGCGCCACGCCGAGAGCGAGUUUUUCACCACGAUGGAAAAAAUGCGUGAUGGUGACAUCGAGUACUUCAAGAAGUACUAUCGCAUGGUCCCCCAGCAGUUUGAUUUUAUAUUGAGCCUUGUCGGAAGAGACCUGGAUAGGCAAUAUUGCAUCAGAGAGCCAAUUUCUUCUGCAGAACGACUGGCCAUGACGCUCAGGUAUCUGUCUUCUGGAGACCUCAUGCAGGAUAUUGCGCUCUCCUUCCGGGUGGGCAUAUCCACUGCACGCCUGGCUGUCAGAGUCACAUGCAGGGCACUGUGGCACAGGCUUCAGCCAAUAUACAUGCCCAAGCCAGACGUUGCUGCAUGGCUGCGCACUGCGGAAGGAUUCGGCCGCACAUGGCAGUUCCCAAACUGCAUUGGUGCCGUUGAUGGCAAACAUGUCCACAUCAAGCGACCCAAGAACUCCGGCACAAUGUAUUUUAAUUAUAAGGUAAGUUUAGUAUUUUAGCAUACACUUUGGCAGCCUCAUGCUGUUGCUGUUUUAUUGUUUUACUCAGGCAAUCUGUGCGUCUGUAACACUGGCAGUGUAUUGUAAAUAAUGUGCAAAAUAUUACAGUACUGUUUUUAUGUAGCAAGCGACAUCCAUGACUUCAUCUUAACAUUUACACUAGUGCCUCAUUAAUACAGGCAGAGGGUGCUUGAUAAGAUUACAUAUGGAGAAGAAUACAACCUAGCCAUCAUACUGAUAGCUAGGCUUCUUUAAUGGCUGUUGCGGACGCACAUGGCAAACUUCACCGUGAUGCCUCGCAGCUCUGAUGACCCUUUGCCACGGUACUCAGACAAAACAAUCCUGUGUCUGAGCUGAUGUAUCAAGUCUACUGGGUGGGUCCAACACAUGUUAUGAGAAGUUUGCCGGGUAUCUCCAGUAUCUGUCCGACAGCCUGCACGACUGACGCAACCAGUAAUAUAGCGUGGCUGCCCCCAACGUUACUAGACUAGCU
Messenger RNA from Dermacentor silvarum, 1137 nucleotides. RefSeq lists its product as uncharacterized. NCBI's taxonomy places the organism in Eukaryota, Metazoa, Arthropoda, Arachnida, Ixodida, Ixodidae. Bases 39 to 644 code for a protein of 201 amino acids. The transcript has 4 exons. The record is from RefSeq and is a predicted model, not a curated record.